Bombus huntii is the source of this 4598-nucleotide messenger RNA. RefSeq names its product insulin-like growth factor I, juvenile form. The coding region runs from base 632 to 1342 and encodes 236 amino acids. Lineage: Eukaryota; Metazoa; Arthropoda; Insecta; Hymenoptera; Apidae. Gene Ontology annotation, molecular function: hormone activity. Gene Ontology annotation, cellular component: extracellular region. The transcript is spliced from 3 exons. The record is from RefSeq and is a predicted model, not a curated record.
CUGCUGAUCUUUUCCCCUCCUUCGAGCUGCGCCUCCUUAUUGUUCCACUCCUCUAAUCCGUGAAAUCUAGAACAAGAACCGCGUGGCGAGGCUAGCCGGUACCAGUGGCACCGAGGAACUCGGUACCAACGGAGGUCUCAUCUUCGGGAACGAGAACCGCGCUCCCUCUCUUUCUCUUUUUCUCUCUCUUUCUCUCUUUUUCCUCUCUUUUCGUCGUCGUUUACGAUACGACCACGUUGAGCACGUUCUCCGAUAACGAGCCCCACGAUCGGCAAAAGUGCGCGUAUAAAACCGAUCCUGGUCACCUGGAACACCUAGUCCACCGGUACACCGUGUCCGGAACACAUCGUCUCCGUAUCUCCGAAGAUCCACGUUUCCAGUUUAGGAUCUCCGAAUCGAGCAACUCCUCGAACAAUCGAUCGGCCGAAGAGUAUUUGUAAAAGUUUCGUACAGUUCGAAGAGUGGACGGAUCAAAGGCACGUGUCGUGUUUACCAGUGAACGCGAUACCUUUCGACCAGCUUUCGUGAAUUAAGGGAACGACGAUAAUCCGUCAUUGUGUCGUUCGACUGGUUACCAGUGGGAAUUACACGUAGCUGUCUUUUCGAAGAAGCGAAAGUUGUACCAUUCGCAAUGCCACGAAGCGGUUGCCGCGCGAAAACCACCAUGUUUGGAAGAAGCAGAGCGAGGACGAUAGUCCUGGUCGGCCUGAUGUUGCUCACGCUUCUCGACACGGUUAACAGCACUCCUUACAAGAGGUCCUUGCUCAGGCUAUGCUCGAAAAGUCUCAGCGACGCUCUGUACCUCGCGUGCAAGGAUCGAGGUUACAACGAGCCGUUUUCCUACAGCAGCGAGGAUAGUCCUAUGGAUUCCGUGGGCCCGGGACUCGCGGAGGAGUGUUGCUACCAUACGUGCACCUAUACCCAGCUGCAACAAUAUUGCAAGCCGGAGAAGUCCAGUUCCGUGGACGCCGUAAACAGCCCGGUCUGGAUAGAAAAAUACCCGUACCUGUCCACGAGGUCGGCAACCUCGUCGUCGUUGGAAGAGAGAUCGAGGUCGGACAUCGACUACGUCCACGGUACAAUUAAAUGUAAAAUCCACGGGUCGAAGGGAGCACGAAGGAAGGGGGCUAACAUGGACCGUGACGACGACGCCGGCGGCUGCGACAGGAAAAACCCGUUGAGGAGGCAUCGCGCCGGCCAUUGCGGCUGCAGGCAUCGACGACAGAGGCGUCGUCGUCUUGGCAAGAUGCUAGAGAAGACAUCGGGCGUGAAAUCGGGUGCGCCAUUGAAAAAAGAGGUAGAAACGGAGACAAAAACAACGACCCGUGAGGCGCCAUUUUGAAGCACCUCUUUCAUCUUAGCAUCGAACUCUCUGUGUUCUAACUUCUUUCCUCCUUCGUUCGUGCACCCGUCGAGACAGUCGAAGAGACCACGAACUCGAAACAAUCGUAACAAACAAAGAGAGCUAAACGAGCAAAAGGAAGAAAAGCGCGAGAGGGAACAAAAUAUCUAAGGAAGAUGAGGCCAAUGGACAAGAAAGCGUGAGGAAGCUGAUCCAAGAGGACAGAGGCGGACGAAAGAGAGCGUGCAGUCAGUAAGAUGUCUAGUCCCAUAAAAUAGUGAGAAAUUGGUCAUUGUAUUUUCUGGAGUUGCGAAGGAAAAGAGAUCAGAGACGAGUAAGAGUAAGUCGUUCGAUCGUCCUCCCUUCGAAUCUACGGCGCGAAUGGUCGACUUGGAAAUUUACAAUCUGAUCUAUUCUGCAAUUUUUAACAUAUUAGUCGAGUAAAAUUAUCCAAAUGGAUAAAAAACAGGAAACAAAAAAUAUAAAAGAUGGAGAAAUGAUAGAAAAGAUGGAAAUAAGAUGGUCAAUUUUCGUGGAUUUCUCGUACAUGGGCCAUCGCAUCGCUUGAAAAACGACGCUCGAUGUCUCUGGAAGCACUGCUCGUGACGCGGAGUAUCCACAUUCACGAGUAAUCGCGGCUGAAUCCGAAAAAAUGGAGAAGCUAUACGUAUGUAAUAAAUUGGGAAAACCGAUCCGGGCCAUCAGUCGCGCGCGAUCUCCUAGAGAAAGACUUAAAUCCAGUGUUGUAACACGUCUAACCUAACCCUAUACAAUAAGUGUAUGUAUAUAUAUUUUUUUGCUCGAUUUUUUCGUUUUAUUUUAUUUUAUUAUUAUUAUUAUUAUUUGUCUUCGUGUCUUUCUCGCUCUUUUUUUUUUAACGAGACGCAUACACACACAUACACAGAAAUGUACAUACGAGAGAUAAGUUUAGUCGGACUCGUUCGCGAUUCUUUCUUUAUUUUUUUUUUUUUUUCUUUUAUUUUGUUUCUCCGUUUCGUUGCUCUCGUUAAGUUGCCGGUCACUUUCAGCUCCCUUGUCGAACAAUGAUCUCACUAGUAUUAGAGCUAAGGAAUUCUACAUUUAAUAAAUUAGUGCUGAACGAACUAGUCACUAAGGACGAUGGUAAGAAAUACCGAGCAACCGAGAGGCAGACGAAAUAUGCGAGGCGAUCGGAAUUUUCUCGGAGAACAAAGUCAGAAUCGCGAUUCCUUUUUGGAUGAUGAGGUUUAGGUGGAGAAUUUCUCGCUUCGUCUUUAUUUGAGUGUCAUUUUGAAUAGAAGGAAGUCAAUCUGGCCUUUAAUAUCCCUAUUGCGUUUAAUCAAUUUUACGUGAUUUAAUCGCAUCCUUAAAUUUUAAUGCAGAUGUUUCUUUUUUUUGGUUUUGUUGAUCGAGAUAAAGUUUUAAGAUUUUGACGAAUUUCCAUUAUUAUCUGAUACGAUAGGAGGGUUAAACGAAUCACAAGAAUAAUGGAAUAAGUUUGGUAAUAAAACAAAUGAAAUCUUACAAUUUACGUAUCCUAUGAUUAUCCUAUUCGAUUCAAUUCACUAACAUCAUUAACUAGUAAAUUAUUGCGAAUAAGAAGAUGCGAUAGCGCGGUAUCUUUCGCAAAUCAAAGAAUUCGCUUCUAUAGAAUGAAGCUUAGAUUCUGCGUGACUCUGCGCCAUUCGACAAUUUCCAAAAUCUUACAAUUUAAAUACCGUAACACGCAAUUACCGCUUAACUUCACGAACAGUGGAACCAAUUUUCCAAUAAAAUUGGUCAGAUUGACUUCUGAAUAGUUCGAAUCGCUUAAUACAAUUAUGUAAAAGAGCAAGAGGAAAGCUCUCUGAAUUUUUCAGCCUGGACAGCGUUAAUUCUUGUUCUGCAUGAAAAGAAGAGAAACUGUUCCACAGCAUUGGAAUUAUUUCGAGGCAAAAUCGAACGAUUUAAAAAUUUGUUUAAACUGUCGAGUUUUACGAAAUAUCAUUGCGCGAAUAUUGCGAUCCGGCAAGAACAAACUCGACAAGAUGAAAGAAGAAAGUGAAAGAGAAAUGCAAUUGUGUAUUGCGAAUUGAAAGACGAGUAAAUAGGUAUGUAGAUAUAAAUAAACGGAUAUAUAUGCGAUAGAAAAUAGCCGUGUCGUUUAACAACGUUCAAUUUUGCCUCCGUACUGUAUAGUGAGAUACUCGAGGCACGCUCGAACGGUGCAUAAUAAUUCGAGGGUCGCGAACCACCAGAUGUGUUUGACGUCAUUCGCCACUAGUUUUCAGUUGUAUUAGUUAAUUUAUUUAAUUCGACUCUCGACUCUGAACGCUCGAGUGUGCCAUUUCAAAUUCUACUGUUUCAAGAGUAUACCUAACGGGUAGCGUAUACGGACUUAGCGAAGUAUCGAAAGAAGUAUAGCGAAACGUUUGAAAAAUUCUAUAGUUUUAAUUAUUUGUGUCUCUAUUUUUUAAUAAAAAAUAGAAAAAUGUGAAUAAUUAUUAUUAUGGAAUAUAUAUAUAUUUUUAAUAUUAGGUGUGUAAAUUAAUUCGGUGUAUCUAGAUUUAAUAACUUUUUAUAGGUAAUUAUUUUAAAUUUAAAUAUUUUCCUAUCUUGUAAAUCUCUUAUAAAUGUAUAAAUAUCCUUUAAAGGAGCACCGUUCGUAACUUUGCCCGACAAUCUUGAAUAUAGAUUAGAAGAUUAAAAAUUAACAUAGAAAUUAUUUUAACGAUGAAAUUAGUAUUAUAUUCCUAAAUAAAGCAUUCAAUAAACUUUCGUCAAUAUUUCGUCGAUUUAAUUUACACGCCUAUGUAUUAAAACGCAUGAAAUGCGAAUAAGUUUUCUUAAAUAAUAAAAGUCCAGAUGUAACAUAUAAAGCAUUGAUAAGUUUAGUGUAAAAAUAUUAGAAAAUUCAUUAUACUUCUUCCACCAAGUAUUCGUAAAUAUCAUUUCACAAGCGCAUUUAUGUACAUAGUUUCUCAUUUUCUCGUCACUCAUGUUCAACCACUGUAAAUAAAUCGUACAUUCGCCACGGGUCCUGUAUAACGAGAAACGAUUUAAAUAUUUAUAUCAAUCGAAUAGUUACUUGUUCGCAAUCUCAUUCCUCCUUCCUGUUCUGUCACGUCUAUCAUAGAAGAUUGCGAUUCAUACGAGACACGUGGCGAGUUCUUGCGUAACCGGCUUGCAGAUAGCGAUGGGAUCGAUUUUCGCGUGCUGUCAGAACAUAUUCAUGGAGAUUGUUGUCCAGUUCUAUCUGCUAGAAUUUGCAUAAAAAAUACACGAACGCUUAAACUGA